AUGUACUGGCAUGUAAUCCCUAGUCUCCAAUCAGCUCUUUUGCACAUCUCAUUCACUCUUAAUAGAACUCCUGAACUGAACGAACACAAUUCAACCAUCCCAGGAGUUGUUCGUUUGUGUAACAUUUCAAAUUUGCACAUUUCUCGUAUUAUAAUUUGCAUUGGCGAAGUUAUAAAAAUUCUCUACAUUUCUUCCCAUGGUACUAAUGGAAAGAUUAAAUCUAUUCAGUCUUUCGUAAUAUCUAAAUCUAAACACUCAAAUAAUUCGACAAUCACCGUUUACGUAACAAUUUCAUUCCUCAUUGUCGGAUUUUGGGAAGGAAUUGAAAUUACUUCUCUCAAUAUCAAUCAACAAAUUGAAUAUGCAAAUAUCAACUCUAAGAAGGAACUUACUCUUAGAUGUAAAAAUUGCGAUAGCGAAAUAGCACAAUUCGUCGACCCAAUUAUCACACAACUACCACUAACUAACAAUCUAAAUGAUAUAUUCUGCACUGAGUGUGAGUUUGAUAUACCUAUUUUGACUGAGAAAACACCGCGCGUCAACGAAAUAUUUCUUGACAUUGAUUAUUACGUUAUAAAUAACAACAAUCUGAUACUUUGCAAUUUUCACAGCUCGGGUUGUGAAAAUUGUGCCAAUUUAUACCAUAAAUAUCAAUCAAUAACCAGCAACCCUACUGUCGUAUUGUCUGGCUGCAGCGAUACAUUGAGCCCUAGAAAUCUUAAAAUCGAUAAAAUCAAGCUAUACAAAGGCGAAUUUGGAUAUAGUGGUGACAACUACGGGUAUUAUAAAUAUAAAAAGGAAUUUAUCAUUCCACUUAUGCCAAUUAAUCACUUAUUAAAGCUCUAUAUCAGACAAUCAGACGCACCAUACACAGACGAGGCCAUUAGCCUUAUUGUCACCAGCAGGGAUAUCUAUCUUCUGCCCAUUGUUAAUUCUACAAAUACUAGAAACAUUACAGGUACUUACAAUAUAAGUGAAACAAACAAUAUUGAUUCUAGUUCAAGUGAUCAAAAUAUAGUGAUAGAGAAUGACAAUAAUUGCUAUAUCACUGAUAAUUUGGAGGAAGAACUGAUUGCAGAGGCCAAAAAAAUAUUCGACAGUGUCCCUCCUGUAAUUGGAAAAAGGGUGUUGUGGAAACUAGUAAGUGAUGCAUCUAAUAAUACCACAUCAACAAUCGCACUUUCGAAUACUAGUUACAACUAUUUACUAGAAAAUUUGAUCAAAUUUACCAUAACAAAUCCUGAAAAUCAACAAUCUGAUUUGAAAACAUCAGCCAUACCCAUAUAA
Messenger RNA from Babesia microti strain RI, 1287 nucleotides. RefSeq lists its product as hypothetical. The transcript has 3 exons. NCBI's taxonomy places the organism in Eukaryota, Apicomplexa, Aconoidasida, Piroplasmida, Babesiidae. The record is from RefSeq and is a predicted model, not a curated record. Bases 1 to 1287 code for a protein of 428 amino acids.